This is a messenger RNA of Penicillium macrosclerotiorum, 1902 nucleotides long. Its product is annotated as ferric reductase family protein. The transcript has 6 exons. NCBI's taxonomy places the organism in Eukaryota, Fungi, Ascomycota, Eurotiomycetes, Eurotiales, Aspergillaceae. Gene Ontology annotation, cellular component: plasma membrane. The coding region runs from base 1 to 1902 and encodes 633 amino acids. The record is from RefSeq and is a predicted model, not a curated record. Gene Ontology annotation, molecular function: ferric-chelate reductase activity. Gene Ontology annotation, biological process: intracellular iron ion homeostasis; copper ion import; iron ion transport.
AUGGCCGCAAGCUGGCUCACUCUCCCGGUCCAACUGACAGGGAGUCGCGAGUUCACUUGUGAUGGCUUCACAAUGGAGCAAUGCGACUACUACAUGCAACGAUGGCAUUUUUGGUAUAUUGCGGACCUCGUCUACGCUCUGCCGACAGUAGCCUUUUUCAUGAGUACCCUUGGAAUCUUCAUUAUCGGCCACUUCAUAUCUUCGCAAGUGCUAGGAUAUCGAAAGUUUCGCGGCCCUCGUUUAUGGCGGCGCUUAAUCGCCAUGGUUCGAUACUUGUCAUAUCGAGGUUUCUAUGUCAAGGCUCUGCAAUGGAACUCGGCGCCCUUAGGGCUUCUGCUGCUGGGUGCUGCAGGAGCUGUCUAUUUCUUUUGCAUGGAUCUCAUUCCACAGCCAUACUACUGGCCAAGUCUGGACUUUGGUGGUUCACCCCCAUUGGGAACUAGAUCGGGCUGGAUGGCUCUGGCAUGCAUGCCAUUCGUCUUUGCAACCGCCACGAAGACCAGCUGGAUCACACUUCUUACUGGUGUUUCGCAUGAGAAGCUUCAGGUCUUCCACAGAUGGAUAUCCUACGCCUUUUUCAUUCUUGCGCUAUUGCAUACAUUUCCGUUCAUCGUCUACCACAUAAGAUUCCAUGACAUGGUGAUGCAAGUGGAGAUGAGCCUUAUCUUCUACUGGACAGGCAUUGUCGCCAUCAUCUUCCAAGCGUGGCUUACAUUUGCGUCUCACAGUUUCAUCCGAAAACUCGGUUACGAGUUUUUCAAGGCAACACACUUUUUUGCUGCCGCCAUGUUUAUUUUGAUAUUCUUUUGGCACUGUGAUUAUACACUCACUUCCUGGCACUAUUUCAUAGCGACGGCGGCUGUAUAUGUGCCUUGCUUCGUCCACUCCUGGCUAAGGACUUGUUUCGAGUACGGAAUCCGGCAAAGGGCCCAUAUUUACGUGGAGGAGAAUGGUUUUACUCGCAUCACAAUCCCAGUGGCCUUCAGUUGGAGACCCGGGCAGCACUGCUUCCUUCGCUUUACGAGCUUCGGGUUUUUGCGGGCUCUCUCAGCGCAUCCGUUCACCAUAUCUUCCUUGCCAUCAAGAGAACCAGGUGUAGAGUCACAACUCGUCUUUUACAUUCGUCAUCAAGGUGGUUUUACUGCCAAGCUUUACGAAUAUGCGAUGAAAAGCCCUAACGCCACAGUGCCUGUGCUUAUUGAUGGCCCGUAUGGAGGCAUUAAUAUGCAGUCAUAUGUCCACAGCGAUCAUCUCCUUGUGAUUGCAGGAGGCUCGGGUGUUGGUUGGACUUUGCCUUUUAUCGAGCAAUUUAUCACGCACCGCUCGGGACCCAUUGACGAAGAAUGUGGCCGAGCUGUAGAUGUUGGCAGCGAAAAGGAAGCGAGUGGCAGCGAGCCACGCUACGCUUGCAAAAUGUCUGCACCAAGCUCGUUGCGACUCAUCCUAGCGACAAGAGACGUUACCAGCCGAGUUUGGUAUUCUCAAGCGGUCAAAAAGCUUCUCACAGAGCAGUCAGGAACAAGCCGACUUUCCAAUCUUUAUAUCGAGGUGUACCAUACUGGUCAGGCCGUACAAGACAUAAAAACUAUCAACAUGGUCCAGGAGCCUCAGGUAUCUUCGGAAGAGCAGUCUCCGAUGCCAGAGAAAGUCAGUGAUGGAGCCACUCGAGCAGAAAUCUCCAAGUUAGUGGAGGAGUGCACAGGCCGGCCACAACUCCCUUCGAUCAUUAGAGAAGCUGCAGGACAAGUAAAAUCAAGUGAGUCGCUUGGCGUUUAUGUCUGUGGGCCUACUACGAUGCAGAAUGAUGUACGCAAUGCGGUUGCAGACGUUAAUUUGGACAUCCUCAAAGGUUCGAAGUCUGGGGGAGCUUAUUUACAUUGCGAGCAUUUUUCUUGGGCGUAG